AUGGUCCUCUUGGUGCUCUACGUCAAGGCGACGCUCGAGAACGUCGCCACGAUCGAGUUCCCCUCGCCCGACUAUCACUACUGCUUUGACGCCAAGGAUUCCCUCAGCGACGACGUGCGCGAGGGCGUGUUCGCGUGCGAAUCCGACGUCAUCGACCUCGACAACUCCAGAGGCCAGGCCAACUUUGUGAUCAAGUUUCCCGAUUCAAAGAAACAAGCGAGCGUGGUGUUCGAGCACGUCAAGGGAUUGACCACGAAGGGUGUGAUACGUGCGUCGGAAGAGUGGACGCCGGUGAUGGGAUUCGAGUGCAGAGGGUUGGAGCUGGAGAAGUUUGUCCCGACGAAGGGCGUCACGAUAACGAGCGCGAGCGGGACGGUUUGGAAGGAUGUCGAUCUGAGCGAAGAUCCCGACGGAUGGUACGAGUACUGCGAGAAGGGUGGAGACUCGGUCGGUGUCACCGAUUUUGCGUUCGAGUUUCGUAAGCACAAGGCGUGA
Ostreococcus tauri is the source of this 495-nucleotide messenger RNA. Its product is annotated as Protein of unknown function DUF866, eukaryotic. Gene Ontology annotation, molecular function: zinc ion binding. NCBI's taxonomy places the organism in Eukaryota, Viridiplantae, Chlorophyta, Mamiellophyceae, Mamiellales, Bathycoccaceae. The coding region runs from base 1 to 495 and encodes 164 amino acids. The transcript has a single exon. The record is from RefSeq and is a predicted model, not a curated record.